GUUAAAAUCAUUCUCGUACACAUCAAACACCACACACAACGUUUUAUAAAUAUGGUUCAAUUAUAUACACUCCUCGGGGCUUGUGGCUUAAGUAUAGUACCGGCUCUAGCCGAUGUUCUCACACAAGACGCUCUGGCAACUGUCGCACAAGACUUCAACGCAGUUUUCGAGAAAAUCGGGAAGGAGACCGACCUCUCAAGUUUCACAGAAAUGCUAGCGUACGAUGCGCGCGUUUGCAUGUGUGGGGAAUGCGGUGAGGGCGAAGAUGGAUUCAAUACACUUUUGGACGGUCCCAUAUUCAGCAAAGUAAACGAGAUGUCUACACACAUGGGAGCCCUUACACAAGUGGGUGGUAUCUACCAGCACCGUAAUAUUUUAUAUAUGGGCAACGAUGACACUGGAAUUACACUUAUUGCGAAUUCCUUUGGAAAAGUCAAUGAAGUGGGAAAGAUCUCGGAAUACUACUUAGCAUGCAGUAUGUCGGACAUGAACUCGCAUAAAAAGGCAUUCAUACUCACACCCGAGGAGAUCGAGGCCGAGCAGGAACAACCAAAGAAGUACUCAGGAACCCUGGAGAAAGGAGUCAAGAAAGUGUAUCAGCAACUAUUAAACACUGCCACCGAGGGCAACUGGAAGGGUAUGGCAGAACUCUUCGCUCCACAGGGUGUCGUAAACUUUGGCCCAAAGUCCGCAACAGGAAAUGAUCAGAUUACAGAGAACCUUCCUAAGUAUAUGAGACAACUGGGAUUCCAUCCUCUACCGAAGAGUACCAACUUUAAAAACUUCCGCGUUCUACCCAAUCACUCUUUCGACUUCGAAUUCGUGAGUGUGUGGAUUGUUGCAGAAACUGAAGUUUGCAAAGCGGUCGUCGAGGGCACCGUGUUGGUGGAGAUGGAGGAUGCUGAGAAGAUUAAGAAAUACACAAUGGUGUACUCGGAAGUACGUGCCAAGAAGGCCAUCGAACUAUGCCAGAAGGAAGAUCGCGCUCUAAAGGCUGCGCGGGAAUUAGACGUCGAGAUGGACGGUGGCGAAGCAGAGGAGGAGCCGGAGAACUUAAAGCAAGAGCUAUAAAUGCAAGUGUACUCGAUAAGCAGGAUUGUCUGGAUUUCACAAGAUCUUCACCAGAUCAUUGUUGCAAAGCGCGGUUCAUAUACGUCUAUCUAAGCGCACGAGUCUCAUGUGUACCUAUGGUCCAGAAGGAUAGGGGUUUCAGGCCAAGCCACAACGCUUGAAAUAUUCGGGGGCGUCAAGUAUCAUAAAACAACAAUAAACUCAUACCACUACUGUUUUCGGCUGCACUAGUUGAU
Messenger RNA from Sphaeroforma arctica JP610, 1307 nucleotides. RefSeq lists its product as hypothetical. NCBI's taxonomy places the organism in Eukaryota, Ichthyosporea, Ichthyophonida. The coding region runs from base 52 to 1071 and encodes 339 amino acids. The transcript is spliced from 5 exons. The record is from RefSeq and is a predicted model, not a curated record.